This is a messenger RNA of Closterium sp. Naga37s-1, 900 nucleotides long. NCBI's taxonomy places the organism in Eukaryota, Viridiplantae, Streptophyta, Zygnematophyceae, Desmidiales, Closteriaceae. The record is from the annotation of a GenBank genome assembly.
AUGUCUCGACGGCAGGGUGAAGCGGAAGGGGGAAGAGGGGGAGGGGGAAGGGGGGGAGGGGGGAAAGGGGGGGGGAGAAAGGGGGGGUGGGGACGGUGGGAGGGGGAAUUCCAGGGCGGUGGCGGAUGCGAGGGAACAGGGGGAGCGGAGAGGCCGCGGCUGAUCCUGCUUCCAGACAACGCGUUUGGGGCGAGAUGCCUGGACGGCAGCCCCCCGGGGUACUAUUUCCGGGCGGGCACAGGGGCCGGCAGGAGCAUGUGGCACAUCUACCUGCCGGGCGGCGCGUGGUGUGGCUCUGCCGCCCAGUGCGUGGCCAGGAGCAAGAUGUGGCUGGGCAGUAGCACGUUCUACCCUGACGACCCAAACAGUAAGGUCGUCCGCCCUCCUUUCGGGGGCAUUCUGAGCAGCAACAGCAGCGUCAAUCCGGCCUUUUACAACUGGAACCUCGUCCGCCCCAUCUACUGCGACGGUGGGGGAUUUGCGGGGACGACUGGCAGGGUGGAGGUGGGAGGGGGGAGGGUGCUGUUCUUGGAUGGGUGGAAUAUCCUUCGAUCGAUCAUGGAUGAUCUGAAAUCGAAUCGGGGGUUUAAAUCCGCAGUGCAGAUCCUCCUGUCGGGCAGCUCAGCGGGCGGCCAAGCAGUCGUGGCUCUCUGCGAUCGCAUCGCUGCCGCCUUCCCCUGGGCGGCAACCAAAUGCAUCGCCGACUCGGGCUUCUUCAUUGAUUCCAAGGAUCGCACGGGGGGGUUCACAUGGCGAACCUAUGCCAAGAGCGUGGUGGACCUACACCAGCCCAAGUGGUCUUGUAUGGAUGGUCUCCCCAAGAGUGACCAGUGGAAGUGUUUUUUCCCGCACUACACUCUUUCAAGUCAAGUGUUUGCGCGAGAUACUGAGCACAAGUAA